Molecule: messenger RNA, 1274 nt
Organism: Selaginella moellendorffii
Lineage: Eukaryota; Viridiplantae; Streptophyta; Lycopodiopsida; Selaginellales; Selaginellaceae
Product: probable 2-oxoglutarate-dependent dioxygenase ANS
Exons: 4
Coding region: 12-1094 (360 amino acids)
Source: RefSeq, a predicted model, not a curated record
AUUGCGUGGCUAUGGCCGCUGGAUGGAACAAGCUAGACGGUGCCAAGGCGCUCGUCGAUAGCGGCAUAGACGGGGUCCCAGAUUUCUAUGUCAAGCCCCUCGAUCAGAGGCUCUCUCCUCAAGAUCUAGAGCUCCACGCCGGUGAGCAGGAGGACGAAGUCCCGGUGAUCGAUGUCUCCCCGCUGCUGGAUUCCAAGCCUACUUCAUCCGAUCGCAGCAAGGAGGAUGUAAUCGCCGAGCUGCUGGAUGCGAGCGAGAGAUGGGGCUUCUUCCAGGUUAUCAAUCACGGCAUCGGCAGCGAUCUCACGCGGCGGAUGCUCGCCGUGGCUCACGAAUUCUUCCAGCUGCCGCUCGCGGAGAAGAUGGUCUUCUAUAGUACGGACAUAGACGCCGCCGUGAGGUACGGCACGAGCUUCAAUCCACUCAAGGAUGUGUUUCUAGACUGGCAAGACAAUCUUUUGCAUCGAUUUCUGCCGGAGCGCCGGGAUCAGCCACAUCCAUGGCCGACCAAACCAAGCGCUUACGAGUUGAUUGCUGGGGAAUUUGUGGAUCAAGCCAAGUUUCUGGCCCGGCAUCUCCUGCGAGCAUUGUCUGAGGGUCUCGGCUUAGGCCCGGACUAUUUGGAGGGGGAGUUUGGUGAGCACAACGUGGCGCUGCGGCUCAAUUAUUAUCCUCCUUGCCCGAGUCCUGAGCUUGCAAUUGGACUGAGUAGUCACUCCGAUGUUGGUGGUCUCACGAUUCUCUUGCAGGACAGUGAUAUCGUCGGACUCCAAGUGAAGGUCCAGGAGAAGUGGAAGACGGUCAGGUCGGUUCCUGGUGCUCUUGUUAUCAACAUUGGCGACCAGCUUCAGAUUUAUAGCAAUGGAAAGCUCAAGAGCGUCGAGCACAGAGCGAUCGUAAAUGCCGAUAAAGCUCGGGUAUCAGUCGGGCUCUUCUACGAUCCAGCUUCCGACGUUAGAGUAUCUCCGAUUCCCAAGUUUGUAGACACGGAGCAUCCAGCGGCCUACAACCCUUGCGUGUUUAGAGAGUACCUGAAGAACCUCUACUCUAAGAACUUGGUGGGCAAGGAAUUGCUGGAAUCCCAAAGGAAAUAGCCUUGGAAGUGGAUGUUUUCAGGAGUGAGAGUUUGGCAGGUCAAGGUGAUUCUCAGCCUGAAAAGAUGUUUUAAGGUGGCUACUAGUGACCGAACUCCAAUCCAUGUAAUUGUCAUUCUUUUCCUCAUGCUUCAUGAUCUGCUGGAAUGUCAACAAUGUGCUAAUGAGCAUCAAAGACUC